AUGGAGAGCCUUGAUGAGGUGUCCCGCCCGCGAGAGGCCGCGGAAGAGAGAGGUGUCUCGGUCGACAAUUAUCCCUCCAGGGCACCGUCGGUGGCCGAGACUGGCUCGCCAACCUCGAUCCCAGAACUCAGCGCUGGAAACAAGGGCGGCUCAUUUACGUCCAACUCUAGCUCGAAACUAUUAGACGACCCUGCCGAUUCGACUCCCCGACUAUCCACCGAUCAAGACGACGUCUCGAUACCCCAGCGGAUCCUGUCGCCCUUCGCUCCUGUCGCCUACAACCCACCGUCCGUCGGUUCAAUGGGUGAUGAUGUUGGUGAGGAGGAAGAUGAGGAGCCCCACGUUGCAACUUCCUUCGAGCGCGAUUCCACACCUGCCUCCGCCCAAAAGCGUCGGUCGAUGUAUUUCGACACCGGUGAAGAUGAGUUCAAUCGCAUGCAUAAGUUUUCGCUUUACGAGACUGCGACCCGGUUUUACAUGGUUGGCAUGAAUCUGUUAGAUACCCGGUUUAGAAUACUGAAGAUCGAUCGGACUUCCGAGACGGACCUGAGCGUUGCCGAAGACGACAUCGUGUACACGAAGAGGGAAAUGAGUCAAUUGUUGGAUGCCAUUGAUGAUGGUAAUAAGAUAUCCGGAGGACUGAAGCUCAGAUGCAGUGCAUGGGCAUUGUUGGGUUUCAUCAGACUGACUGGGGCAUACUACAUGCUGCUUGUUACCAAACGCAGCCAGGUGGCCAUGCUUGGUGGUCAUUAUGUCUACAAGGUCGAUGGGACUGAGCUGAUCUCCUUGACUCCAUCCAGCUCGUCUCGACUGAAGCCCGAGAAGAAUCCGGAGGAGGCGAGGUAUAUUGCCAUUCUCAACAAUCUCGAUCUCACUCGGUCUUUCUAUUUCAGUUACUCCUACGACAUCACACAAACAUUGCAGCGGAACAUAUGUCGCGAACGCAAAGCUCACCAGGAUGGACUCCCGAAGCCGUACCAUCAAGACUUCAAUACGAUGUUCAUUUGGAACCACCACCUUCUGAGUCCGGCUAUUUCGGUCUUGAAGAACCCUUAUCAAUGGUGUUUGCCUAUCAUUCAUGGAUAUGUCGAGCAAGCGAAAGUGAAUAUCUAUGGUCGGCUGGUCUACAUCACUCUCAUCGCCCGCCGUUCUCGUUUCUUUGCCGGCGCUCGGUUCCUGAAGAGAGGUGCCAACGAUCUGGGAUACGUCGCCAAUGACGUUGAGACUGAACAGAUUGUAUCGGAAAUGUCAGCUACUUCGUUUCACGCCCCUGGCCCACAUCUCUACGCCAAUCCCCUGUACACUUCUUAUGUCCAACACCGAGGCAGUAUCCCUCUCUAUUGGACACAGGAAAGCUCCGGGGUUUCCCCGAAGCCAGACAUCGAACUCAACCUGGUUGACCCGUUUUACUCCGCGGCUGCCCUCCACUUCGACAAUUUGUUCGAGAGAUACGGAGCUCCAGUUUACGUCUUAAAUCUGAUAAAGUCUAGAGAACGAACACCACGAGAGUCAAAACUACUCAAAGAGUAUACAAACGCGAUUAAUUACCUGAAUCAAUUCUUACCCGAAGAUAAGAAGAUCAUCUACAAGCCUUGGGACAUGAGUCGUGCAGCCAAGAGUCGGGAUCAAGAUGUGAUUGGGACACUGGAGCAAAUUGCGGGAGAAAUAAUCCCACAGACGGGUUUCUUCAAAAAUGGCUACGAUGCCGAGUCCGGUCUCCAGGUGCAAAAUGGCAUCGCGCGGACGAAUUGCAUCGACUGUCUGGAUCGCACAAAUGCUGCGCAGUUUGUGAUUGGAAAACGGGCACUGGGACACCAGCUUCAUGCUCUUGGCAUCAUUGAUGGCACGACUGUGGAGUAUGACACCGAUACUGUCAACAUUUUUACGGAUUUGUGGCAUGACCACGGUGACAACAUUGCCGUACAAUACGGAGGGUCUCACCUGGUGAACACAAUGGCUACUUAUCGAAAGAUCAACCAAUGGAGCAGUCAUUCUCGAGAUAUGGUGGAAAGCUUCAAGAGAUAUUACAACAACUCAUUCCUUGAUGCUCAGCGUCAAGAGGCGUACAAUCUCUUCCUUGGCAACUAUAUAUUCUCACAAGGACAGCCCAUGCUCUGGGACUUGUCCACCGAUUACUAUCUGCACCACGCCGAUCCCAGGUCCUGGUCGAACAAGCGGAAGCCUAACUACAUCCAAUGGUAUACGCCGGAAAACCUGAAGCCGAAGGAGAUCCCACCUCCUCCUCUACCGCCUAAGGAACCUCUCUCACGCUAUGAUGAUUAUUGGCUGGAGUACUAUAGGCCCUUGGCUCUUUCGACCUUCUCUAAGGUCUUCACAUUAAAGAACCCUCUGACAACAAUCCGCUACCUCUCGCUUCGACCUGCUUCUGCCCUUCCAAGUGAUCUUAGUCCGUUUGUCACCAGAAUUACGCAUGACCACAUGAACAGGGAUCGUCCCCAGCGCACCGUGAAGAUCCAAGAACCAGAUAAUACGUCAAACGAUCUUUCUGAGAGGUCGCGCAUCGAAGCUGGUCAACUACAAAGCAAGCAAUAUCCAUCAGCUGGUAUCAUGAAGGAGCCAACCGCUAAAUUCCCUCAUCACAACAGUUCCUUCCAGUCUUUCCCGCAGCCCUCGGAUUCCUCCACGCCUAGCAAAGCCCAGAUCGCCCAGUGGACGUUGGGUCAACUAGUGACUGAUUCCUUGAACCCAUCAGUCACAGCUGCGGAGGCUGAGGAGUACGAACAUUACAUCAAUCAUCCCCUCAAGGUACCCCUGGUUGUUACAUCAGAGAACGAGAUCACCACCGCCUCAAUUCGCGAGCAUGACUCCAAUCUCGACCUCCUCGAAUAUGCCAACAAAGUCAAUGUUGAGGAAUCCACGCUUCAGACCCGAGCCAUGGAAAACUACGCCGACUACGCCGAAUUUCUGAACGUCUCCGAGAGCGGCCUGACGGUGGUAGCGGAGGACUAUGAGAAGAAGCGCUAUAAACGGUAUCGACAGUGGCUGAGAGGCAAGAGCUUGUUCAAGCAGCGUGUCGAUACAUAA
Molecule: messenger RNA, 3045 nt
Organism: Aspergillus melleus
Lineage: Eukaryota; Fungi; Ascomycota; Eurotiomycetes; Eurotiales; Aspergillaceae
Gene: FIG4
Product: phosphatidylinositol-3,5-bisphosphate 5-phosphatase
Exons: 1
Coding region: 1-3045 (1014 amino acids)
Biological process (GO): phosphatidylinositol dephosphorylation
Cellular component (GO): intracellular membrane-bounded organelle
Molecular function (GO): phosphatidylinositol-3,5-bisphosphate 5-phosphatase activity
Source: RefSeq, a predicted model, not a curated record